AUGGCAAUGGUGGAGCUGCUGACGACGGAGCUGGUUGUCCCGGCCGAGGGGACGCCGGCGGGCGCCGUCUGGCUGUCCAACCUCGACCUGGCGGCGCGCCGCGGGUACACGCCCACGGUCUACUUCUACCGAACGAACAACAAGCCGGAGUUCUUUGAGGCCGACGCCGUCAAGGACAGCCUCGCCCGGGCGCUGGUGGCUUUCUACCCGCUGGCCGGCCGCCUCGGGCUCGACGCCGCCACCGGGCGCGUCCAGAUCGACUGCACGGGCGAGGGCGCGGUGUUCGUGACGGCGCGGUCGGAGUACGCGCUGGACGAUCUGCUGAACGAGUUCGUGCCGUGCGACGAGAUGCGGGACCUGCUGGUACCCGCCACGCCCGCGCCGAACCCGCCGUGCCCGCUGCUGUUCGCGCAGGUCACCCGCCUGCGCUGCGGCGGCGUCGUGCUCGGCCUCGCCCUGCACCACUCGGUCGUGGACGCCAGGAGCGCCGCGCACUUCGUGGAGACGUGGGCGAGCAUCGCCCGCGGCGGUGGCGGCGACGCGCCCCUGCCGCCCUGCUUCGACCACAGGCUGCUGAGCGCGCGUCCCCCGGCGACGCGCGCGGUGUUGUACGACCACCCGGAGUACAAGCCUGAGCCGGCCCCGGAGCACGCGGUGGCCGCGGGUUCCUCCUACGCGAGCGCCAUGAUCACGCUGAGCAAGUCGCAGGUAACGGCGCUCAAGGCGCGGUGCGCAGGCGCGUCCACGUUCCGUGCCGUGGUGGCGCUGGUGUGGCAGUGCGCGUGCCGCGCGCGGUCGCUCCCGGCCGACGCCGAGACGCGGCUCUUCUCCAUGGUGGACAUGCGCGCGCGCCUGGCGCCGCCGCUGCCCCCUGGCUACUUUGGCAACGCGGUGAUCCGGACGUCGGCGCUGGCCACGGUCGGGGAGGUGGUGGGGAACCCCGUGGGGUACGCUGCGCGGCGCGCGCUGGCGGCGACGAGCCAGGGCGACGACUACGCGCGGUCGCUGGUGGACUACCUGGAGGGCGUGGACUCCAUGAACCUGCCCCGGAGCGGCAUCUCGCGCGCGCACCUCCGCGCCAUCAGCUGGAUGGGGAUGUCGCUGCACGACUCCGACUUCGGGUGGGGCGCGCCCGUGUUCAUGGGCCCCGCCCUCAUGUACUACAGCGGGUUCGUGUACGUGAUGCAGGCGCCCGGGAAGGAGGGCGCCGUCGCGCUCGCGCUGUCGCUGGAGCCCGAGAGCAUGCCCGAGUUCAGGAAGGUGUUCGCAGAGGAGGUGGCUCGUCUCCACACGAUAUGA
This is a messenger RNA of Miscanthus lutarioriparius, 1299 nucleotides long. The record is from the annotation of a GenBank genome assembly. Lineage: Eukaryota; Viridiplantae; Streptophyta; Magnoliopsida; Poales; Poaceae.